Dicentrarchus labrax (European seabass) is the source of this 6445-nucleotide messenger RNA. RefSeq lists its product as uncharacterized. The record is from RefSeq and is a predicted model, not a curated record. NCBI's taxonomy places the organism in Eukaryota, Metazoa, Chordata, Actinopteri, Moronidae. Gene Ontology annotation, molecular function: ubiquitin protein ligase activity; protein binding. The coding region runs from base 503 to 3826 and encodes 1107 amino acids. Gene Ontology annotation, biological process: protein polyubiquitination; ubiquitin-dependent protein catabolic process. The transcript is spliced from 20 exons.
AGCGAAGUAACUCAACUUAACGUUAAUUAGCCCUCAUUUGCAUUAUUAUAUUCUUUUCAUAGUUAGCUUGAUAACAGCUUUAUCCGUGUUGGAGGUAUUGUUCGACAGUCACAGCUGUCUACGGUUGUUUUCCUUUUAUAUUUACGUUUAACAACGUUUUGACAGAUCAGCUUUAAUCAUCAUUUCUAGCAAAAACAACAUAUUAUGUUGUGAAUCAUUUUGUGUUAACCAUGACGGCGCUUUUUCCUCACAUACAAUGCGUUUAAAAUACAUCUGAAAAACAGCUACAACCGUUUAGCUAACUAGCUUUUAGCUAAUAGUAACUUAAUAUGUGAAGGCAGCCGAGGUGUUCAAGUUACUAUGGCAACCUGGGUCGUCAGUGCGGUAAUUGAAGGUGAGUGCGCUGGGAUGUUAGACAACAGUUUAAGUGCAUUUAGGACUUGGACCGUACACACUGUUGUAGCUGAACACCAGUAAACCAGCCGUGAACGAACCUUAAGAUAUGGACAACUGUGAUUUGGAGAAGCUCUGCGUCUCUGUUGGGAAGCUCCGUCCGACGUUCACACCAGGAGUCACAGACUACAACGUGACAGUGGAGAGCAAUGUCAACAAAGUGACUCUGGACCUGAUCACUAGUGACUGUGGAGCUUCAUACAGUAUUCUGUUUGGGGACGGCUCCAGCACCAUUAAACUGAACCAUGGGAUAAACAAAGUAGAAAUCGAGGUGGUAGCAGAGGAUGGCACCGUGAAGAAAUACUGUGUGGAGAUCACCAGGUUGUCUGCAAAGGUUGCAGAACUCAGUAAUCUCGCUUUGGAAGGAGAGAUUCCACUUUAUCCUGCAUUUUGUACCAACAUUUAUGAAUACAACAGUAUCGUUCCCUUUCAUUGCAAUGCUGUGACCCUGCUUCCCAAGGUGCCUGACAAACACAUUAAAGUUACAGUGAAUGGGGAAGACAGCUCACAGGCAGUCCGUCUGAAUUUUGGAGACAUUGUGGUGGAGAUCUCAGUCUGUUCAGCAGAUGGCAGUAAUUCACAGGUGUACACAGUGUUGGUGACUCGAGAGCUCAUUCCUAUGGCUGUGACCUUCACCGAUGGGAAACAGCAGCUGGACUAUGAAUGUCCAGUAUCUCUGACUGCUUUUUAUAGACCUGUAUCUAUCAACCACAGUGACCCAAAGCACAUCUUCUCAAGGCCUUAUAUUGAGAUGCUGGCACGAAGAUCAAAGGUCGACCCACUUAGUGAUUAUCCUCUGGGAGACGGCUGGAAAGUUGUUGAACUGGACCUUGACAGGAAGAUGUCGGCUGCUCUGGUCAAGUGUUUCUUCGCUUACAGAGGAUGUGACAGUGUCAUGAAACUUUCUGAGCUGGGGUCACACACUCUGGACUGUCCACACAAGCCCACAGGGGACCUGGAUGCAAAGGAAGUCACAGAGACAAAUUGGUAUAAGAAGCACUUUGCAUCAUCCAGUUGUUUGGAGAUAGAGACUAAACACAGUUUGGAGGUGCGUAACUGGGAGAAAAGACUACAAAUGACAGCAGGAGAAGACAGCGUGGAUAAACUAUGUGCUUUGGCCGAGGAUCACCUGAAACUCUACCGGCAACACCUGCCAAAACCAGGAGACAUGUUGCAGUAUGAGGACGGCCAGUCUCCUCUGCAUAACCUGGAGCAGGCUGCUGUUCACUAUGCGUCAGCUAUCAGACUCAGCUCCAGAGAUGCCAGACUCCAUUUCCUUCUGGGCGUCGUUCUGGAGGAGCAACACUAUGCUUCAGAGAUGUAUGGCCUACAGAGGAAGGCAGACAGAGACAGAGAUGAAUUAAGCGAUGCCAAAUCAACAGCACGUCAGGAUGACAUCCUGGCUGUGUGCAGGCUCCAUGGUUUCCUUGGUACGCCCACGGUGCAGAACCAGCUGCAGGCCUUGGACAAAGAGUAUCAGCAGCUCAAAGAGCAGGGACAGUCCAGCAAGGCAGACUAUGUCCAGACACUCUACAUCUGGCUCUCCAAGAAAACUGGCAAGGAUAGCCGUGCAGCGGUGCGGGAUGAAGAGAGCUGUGUCAACCGGGCCCUGACAAAGUACCUGGAUGCCUGGUCUCUGAGUCCUGACAGCUGGGAGUACAACCUCCAAGUAGGAAGGCUACUGCUGCUUCAGGGAAGGAGCAAGGAAGCCCUGCAGCACCUCCAGAGUGGCCUGGCACUGCGGCCUCUUCAUCCUGCACUCAGAUUCUUUACAGGGCUGGCUCUGCUGCAGCAGGAACAGAAAGCCUCCGAGGACACAGAGAAGGAGGCUGCUCUGUUCUUACAACAGGGACUGGAGCACUUUGUCAGCCAGCGCUGUAGCAAAAGCUGGGUGGAACAGGAUCCAUCAGACCCUUUGUCCAGCUUCAGCACACAAUUCCUGCGAGGCCUUCUUACUCUGGGCCAGCUCCAGCAGAGAGACACCCUGUCUGAGAAGGCCAUGAGUGCGGAACAGGUCUAUCACACCGUAGCAGUGCUGACUGCCCAGAGUGUGAGUCAGUGUGUGUGUCGUGGUGAGGCGAGCGGGCAGCUGGAGUGGGUGCUCCUGGAUGCUCAAUUUGCCCUGCUGCAGAGGCUGAUCCAGCAGGGUGAGCGCCAGGCCAAGUCGGACAUGGAGAGACAGUCCCUGGUUGCAAAAAGAUGCCAGGCCCUCACAGCUCUCAUACGUCUUACCUCUAUUGCCCCCUGUCAGGAACUGCUGGACAUGCAGGAGCGGGCCUGCCAGCUAGCAGUAGUGACCACACCGCGGGACAGCCACGCCCUGUGUCUUCUGGGUCUGGCACAGCUGGCUCAAUAUGACAACAACCCAAAUGCAAACAGGUCAAAGGAAUCCAUAAAUGAUGCCUGCCUCAGCUUUCAGGCCAGCAUUGAGCUGGAACAGAAGACUCAGAGCGGAGAGCCGCUUGAACAGCUGAGAAAACAAAAGUGGUGGCAGGACCGCCAGGAGACUGAAAACGAGAAAGCUGCCAAGCUGUCCAUCACCCAGCCAGCAGGAGUGAAGGGGCCUUCUGACACCAGUGUGGCCAAGAGAGGAGCUAAGCGAGGCAGGGGAGGGCCUGUUCAAGGGCGGGUGGCAGCCGCUGUAACCAAAGCUCCUGCUCCAACGCCCCCAGCCCCCAUCAGGGGAGGGAAAGCUGUCCGGCCUACAGCCAAAACCCCUGCAGCCAGGGGGAGAGCUGAAGCAGCAGCCAAACCAGAUAAAUCAGCUAGACCUGCUAGCAACGGUACUAAACCUCAGCUACAAGCCAGCAAGUCGAAACAGGAGUGCUGCCCCGCUACUGUUGAGACAGCAGAGGAGCCUGCUGUGGCAGAAACAGCGACUGCGUUCAGCCCGAUAAACCGCAGUUGUCAUAUCUCACGGCUGGGUCUGGCCCGCGCCCUCUCCCGCUCUGCAGACACCCAGGACCAGGCAAAGCAGCUCUACCAAGAGGUCAUCUCCAUGGCACCAAGGGUCCACGAUGCCUACAUUGAGCUUGUGCAGCUGCUGGAACCCUCAGACCCUCAGGCUGCAGUGGAGGUGUACUGCAGAUUCCCCCUGAAGCCUGUGGCCGAGCAAAGCUUCGAUGAUGCCUUCAUCACCGGAGAGAUUGUUCGCAUGCUGAUGAUGCUGGAGCAGUACGACCACCCUCAGCUGGGCCCCAGCCUUGUAGCCUACGGCAAAGUCAUGGGCCUAAGUUGCAUAGACAAAUACAUCGACAUCUUGGAUGGAAAGUCCAUGACCAAGCUGCUGAUGAGUGUCUAUGCAAGGAUCCACGACAGACAGGAGGACGACCAGGAGCUUCAGGAUUUCUUCAAGUUCAAAUGCUGGAUAUGAUGCUUGUGACCUUCUAACAAAUCCCCUUAUUUAUCUUUUUGAAUCCUUAAGUGAGUCAGUGUGCAUGCUGUGUACCAAAAAGACACAUCUUUUGUCCUGAGCCGAUGAGAAACACUGUGUGUUCAUAGAUACAGAGAAACUGUUCUUUUUCUUUUCCUUCUUUUUUCUCCAAAGGCACAUUUAAUUUGAAAACAGAGUUCUUAAUAAAAAAUGACAUAUCAAAAGUGACAACCUUAACAAUCGACAAAACUGAAGUACAACACUGUUCACCAAUAGUGCAACAAAAAACAGGAGUUUCAAUGAGCGUCCUAUAACAAUGAAUACAGAAUGGAAACUGAUGAAGAAAUUAAAUCUUGAUCCCCAAAGUGUGAUUCCAAGCCAGAGGCUAGAUGACUCAUUUCUGCAUCCCAAUAGUCAUAAUAAUAAUAAUAAUAAUAAUAAUAAUAUGGGAAAUAAAUGUUACAGGGGUAUUUCUCUGCACUACAGGAUAACACUGGCUGCAGGGCUCAACCAAGCCCAUUCUUCAGGGAUAUCAUUUAAGGGAAACAGACAAAAUAACCUCAACAAAGCCAGUUCAUUUGAGUUAAAUCAUUUUCUGACAAGAUACGUCUACAGAUGCGUAUCAAAUGUACAAAAUCUAAACAGACAGUUGCCAAGACCUGCAAUGGGAAACUGUUGUCUUUUCACACAAUCCAGCCUCACAAUAGGUCAGUGACUAUUGCUGCGUCUCUGCAGUUGUGUCUCAUUUCGUAUCAGGCUGCAGAGAUCUGUAUCAUCCGUCUUUGUCCUGUUCUACUUUUUCACACCACGUUGAGUUUAGUGACAAUGAGCACGCGAACAGACUGAUCAAAGCCCGAACACACACACAGGCCUUGCUUGUCGGGGCUCCAGUCCAGGCUGGCGAUUGGCUGAGUGGACAGAGUGACGUUCUGUAAGAGGUUGACAGAGCCAGCUACGCCCACAUCCACGUCAUCUGAGUCCUUCUUGCUCCUCUGAGCGGGGUACUCACUGGAAAUUACAUCCAAAAAUAUUUGAUAGAUUAGUGUCUGGUAAAGCAGGAAAUCUGAUUCUUAUAAAGCCAUCAUGAUGAGUACUUGUGUUUCUUGAAAUGGGACAAUACACGGUGGAUUACUUACUACUUCCAUAAAUGAAGGUUGCCUGCUCCUCCUGCAGUCAUAAAGAUGUCUCUGUUUUGAGGCAAAUGCCUCACCUGCCAGAUGGUUGACUUAUGAGCCUAAAAAAAAGAAGAGAGAUCAUUUGCUUCCCGAAACAGUUCAGUUAGUAAUUUUAAAAUCAUUCCUGGCCCCUGUCAAGACAUGCAAAACUUUAAUCUGCUGAGGAUCAAAUAAUGUUGCCUUGCUGUCAUUUUAUCAAGAUUGUUGUCCAUUACACAUUUUUGACUUAAAACUAAACCCUGUUCAAAGUUACAUCAUUGAUGGAAUAGUCUGUAUACCUAGUAUGAUCUUUGCUAUCAGGUCUCUUUCCCCUGCCCCCACCCUCCCAAAUGCUGUGUCCACUGGCCAAACUGCAUUGUGAAAAGCCAUUACUUUGCCUUUACGUAUUUUGAAGUGGAAAAAUACCAUAAAUAUACAGCAACAUAUACAACUUAAAAUAUUCUAGCAAAAGCAGCAAUGGUGCCUUCAGAAUCCACUAGCCAGAUUUCCAUCUACAUGCUACUUGUUUUUAAAAUAUCUGGUGGAACCUUUUAAUUCAUGGUUGGAUACACUGAUGUGCCAACUGUUGAUCUCUCAGAAGAACAGGACAAAUAUUUAGAAAGCCGAGGCCUCUGAUCUCUCAGACUUAGCAAACACUCGGCGAGCAGGGCUACGACCUAAUGCCGAUUUAAGUGUGUUUUUCGAGCAUUUUCCCACAAAAAGCCACACUUCUCUCUGCUCACUGGCCGAGUGUCAUUUUUGGCCAGUGUCGCAAAGCCGCAGAGAAUGUUAGACAAACACGACCCCAAACACUUCCAGCUGUGAAUACGGUCAAAAACGACGUGUGCCCCCAUUUCCCUCUGUACCAUACAAAUGUUAAAGUAAUAAUAACGAUAACAAUCUUUUGACAUUUUUCCCAUACACAGGAGCCAAACACCCGUCUGGCUCUCUCCACCCAGGUCAAUUACCUUUUCGGAAACAGAGGCGAAGCCCUUGGUGAGGUGCUGGGUCCUCAUGUCAAAGACGUGGAAUUUUCCCUCCAGUGAGGUGGCCACUAGCUUGUUCAUGUUGAUGUCUUUCCUGUCAAACUCCACACAGCAUACCUGGUCAUGAUGUAAGAAAGAAUAACAGUCACUCCCAGGACAUGUAUCACAUGGCAUGAAUCUAUCGUAAAAGGAUUUUGUGUUGAAAUGGACAUAAUGACCCCUGGCUGGUUCCUCUACGUUGAUGAGGUGAUGACUGUGUAAUAAAAUCAGUGCAGUGCUUUGUAUAUGGCGUAUGAAGGGAACAUGCAUUCACCUCAGACUUCCCCUGUGGUUUUAUGUACAGUCUAAAUCUUGCUGGGAAGUAAUUUUCGGCUCUGUCCCUGUGUUUGUCUAUGUUAUGAUUCAAGUCCAGGUUGCAGUGCAAAAGAAACAAUGUAUGUUGUUUCAGUAAAUCCUAAUAAAAACAUCAAUUCUGAAAA